Messenger RNA from Prunus armeniaca (apricot), 534 nucleotides. Lineage: Eukaryota; Viridiplantae; Streptophyta; Magnoliopsida; Rosales; Rosaceae. The record is from the annotation of a GenBank genome assembly.
AUGGUAGGAAACCCCAAACCCCAAACUCACCAUGUUGCCGUUUUGGCCUUCCCUUUUGGGAGCCACGCAAGCGCUCUUCUCGACGUUGUUCUCAAACUGGCUCCAGCUUCCCCACACGUCCUCUUCUCCUUCUUCACCACUUCUAGAGCGAACACCUCCCUCCUCUCCAAAGUCUCGCCGUCGAGCUUCCACAAUGUUGAGCCUCACGACGUGGCGGAUGGGUUGCCUGAGGGUUUCGUGCCCUCAGCCAACUUUGAGGAAGCUAUCGGGUUGUUUUUGAAGACGGCGCCCGGUAACUUCAUGACGGGUUUGAAGAACGCCGAGGCGGCGACGGGUUUGAAGGUCAGGUGUUUGGUGACCGACGCGUUCUUUUGGUUCGGGGGAGAUAUGUCGGAGGAGAUCAAAGUGCCCUGGGUGCCGGUUUGGACUAGUGGACCACGGUCACUUCUUGUUCAUGUAGAGACUGACUUCAUACGGGAAAGGGUUGGAACCGUUACUGGUAAGCAAUCAAUUUCAUUUAAUUGCAUUUUGUGA